GCCAAAAUUGUACCAUUUGUCGAAGAACCUCUGUGGAGAAGGAGGUUUGCCUCACUAACUUCCUCUUCAAGUCCAUAGACUUCUUGUUGGAUAGAACUGAUAAAAAUGGCAAAGUUUUUUUUCCUUGUAGCCUCUCUGCUAGCUUUAGGGAAUGUUUCCUUUUUGCAGGCCACAUUUCCACCCAGUCUUAUUGUGGAAAUGGCACAAAUUGUCAUGGACAAUUACUGCUUACCAGAGAAGCUGGUGGGGAUGAAGGAGGAUAUUGAAGCAGCCUCAAGCAACACAGAGGUCCUCAACAUCCCAGAUGGUGAACAGUUAGCCAGCGUCUUGAGCGAUGGAGUCCAAACUACAACCAGUGACUCACGACUGAAGGUCACUUAUGAGCCAGACUAUGUUCCUGUUGUCCCCCCACAGAUUCCUCCUCUGCCACCUGAGCAGCUUGUUGCUGUCCUCCAGACAGCUAUCAAGCUAGAUCUCCUGGAGGGCAACAUUGGCUACCUGAGAAUUGACAACAUCCUCGGAGAGGAAGCUGCAGACAAGGUUGGCCCUUUGCUCGUAGACCUAAUCUGGAAUAAAAUCUUGCCCACCUCAGCCCUCAUCUUUGAUCUACGCUACACCAGCAGCGGGGACAUCACAGGUAUUUCUUAUAUUGUGUCUUACUUCAUUGAAGCAGAGCCUCAGAUUCACAUCGACACCAUUUACGACCGUCCCUCAAACACCACAACCGAGCUGUUUUCCAUUUCCAGCCUUCUGGGUCAGAGGUACAGCAUAACCAAGCCUCUAAUUAUCCUCACCAGCAAAAACACUAAGGGUAUCGCUGAGGAUGUUGCUUACUGCCUCAAGAACCUGAAGAGAGCAACCAUUGUAGGUGAGAAGACCGCUGGAGGUUCAGUAAAAGUUAGUACAUUCAAAGUGGGUGACACUGACUUCUACAUCACCAUGCCAACUGCCAAGUCCAUCAACCCCAUAACAGGCUCUAGCUGGGAGCUCACAGGCGUGACACCAGAUGUGAACGUCAAUGCAGAGGAUGCUCUCGCCACCGCAAUCAAGAUUAUCAACCUCCGUGCUCAAGUUCCAGCCAUUAUAGAAGAAUCAGCCACUCUGAUUGCUAACAACUACGCUUUUGAGAACGUCGGUGCCAAUGUUGCAGAAAAACUGAAAGAGCUCCUGACAAAGGGGGAGUUCAGGAUGGUUGCCUCCAAAGAAGGUUUGGAGACGAAGCUGUCUGAAGACCUUUUGACCCUUUCUGGAGACAAGGGCCUGAAGAGCACCAGCAACAUUUCACCUCUCCCACCAGUGAAUUACACUCCAGAGAUGUACAUCGACCUGAUCAAAGUCUCUUUCCACACUGAUGUGUUUGACGACAGCAUUGGCUACCUGCGUUUUGACAUGUUUGGAGACUUUGAGGAGGUCAAGCCCCUCGCUCAGGUCAUAGUCGAGCACAUCUGGAGCAAAAUUCUCAACACAAAGGCUAUGAUUGUUGAUCUCAGGAACAACAUUGGUGGACCAACAACAGCCAUCGCUGGAUUCUGCUCCUACUUCUUUGAUGGAGACAAGCAGGUUCUGCUGGACAAGCUCUAUGACAGAGUGUCUGGAACCACCACUGAACUGCUAACCUUACCAGAGCUCACUGGCACAAGGUACGGCUCCAGGAAGAGCCUCAUCAUUCUGACCGGCAAAGCUACAGCCGGUGCAGCGGAGGAGUUUGUUUACAUCAUGAAAAGGCUUGGACGAGCCAUGAUAGUUGGAGAGACCACUGCUGGGGCUUCCCACCCACCAAAGGUCUUUCCUGUUGGUGAAAGCGGCAUCUUCCUCGCCAUCCCUACAGUCCACUCAGACACUACACUUGGGCCGGGCUGGGAGAAAACUGGUGUUACCCCCCACAUUUCCACCUCAGCUGAUGCUGCCCUGGAGGUUGCGAAGGGCAUCCUCACCAAGCACUUCUCAGGGCAGCAGUGAACUAAGUCCUGAACUAAUCAGAUUUCAUGUUUGCUUUGGCAGUCUGAGGGUCUUGUGAGUUUGACUGAGAACAAUCUAGCUGAGUACAAAGUGUAAUCUGUUGUUAAUUCUUUCAGUAUUUAGGCCUUCUUAUGUUUAUUAUGUAAAACAGCAGUUUUUAGUGUGUUUUCCGUUUCAACUUUUGGAAAUUAAAGGCCCUGAAGAUGAAUGAAGAUCAA
Molecule: messenger RNA, 2177 nt
Organism: Nothobranchius furzeri (turquoise killifish)
Lineage: Eukaryota; Metazoa; Chordata; Actinopteri; Cyprinodontiformes; Nothobranchiidae
Gene: rbp3
Product: retinol binding protein 3
Biological process (GO): proteolysis
Molecular function (GO): serine-type peptidase activity; retinol binding
Source: RefSeq, a predicted model, not a curated record